GUGACGCUCAAGCUAGUAGCGGUUGCCAACUUAAUUAUCGACCCUGACGAUCCACAUGAUACAUCACGGAGAAUGUACCUCAUACAGUAUCGGCAAAUAAAGCGAAGUUGGACGACUCCGCACUUUGAUCGAGACUUGUACAAGAAGGCAAAUACUGGGCAAUGAUCUUGGUUUACUCUGGUCCUUCUCGGCGAAGGAACACUCUUCCCGUUUUUCAGCUCAGUCUCAAGGCCCCGCACGUAUGGACAGCUCGGACUCCAAGAUCGUAUACGAUUAUCUGGGCCCCAUCAUAAUUGCAGUCGCAAUCAAUGCGUCCUUGUUUGGGUACUGCUCCAUACAGUACUUCCAGUAUCUCCACUCUGAAGGCGCAGGUACGUACUGCGAUCGACUACUUGUAUGUUAUGUAUGCCUGGUCGGCGGUUGUCAUACGGCAAUCUCGUGGUACAUGCUGUGGUACUAUGCCGUUGAUAAUUUCGGGUCCCCAAAACAUUUGGAAGACACUCCAUGGCCGUAUGUGACGACACGUCUCUUCGUUGUAUUAGUAUCUUGUCCCAUACAGCAAUUCUUCGCUUGGCGGGUGAAGAUCUUGGGUACAAGCAAGCUGCUCUUUGUCAUCUCGUCAACGCUCUCUAUAUCAGGUGCCGCGCUGAUAGUCGUUGAUACCAUCAUGACUCUCAGCUCUUCCGAAUCGUCACGGCAUAUGCCUGACGUUGAUCUGACCAACGUCGGACUUACCAUUGCAUCUGCAUGCGAUCUGCUGAUAGCUUUCUCGCUGCUCUAUUACCUGCUGAAAAGCCGUACAGGAUUCAAAAGGACGGACAAUGUGAUUUUGCGCUUGAUAAACACCUGCGUGCAGACUUCAUUAAUUAACGCUAUGGUCUCGUCGCUUGAUCUCGCCUUCUUUAACGCAUUCAAAAACGCCAAUUGGUGCUUCAUAUUUGCUAUUCCAAUGGGGCAUGUCUACACAAUCUCCUUGUUAGCUCUGUUAACAUCAAGAGCAUCAUUGAGGGAAAGAUUCGGGGGGAUCACAGAGAUCAACCUACCAGAUACAAUCGCAAGUCCCUUCAACGUACGACAAUUGUUCAAUAAUCGCAUCCAGCCAACUGAGAUUCGGGUUGCUGUGGAGCAACGGGUUGAGUUGGACGAUGGAACACCUUGCAGGCGUGGUGCAGAGUCCCCUGUGAAGAUCAAAGAAAUGCGCAAGUCCGGCACUAGUACUCCCGAUGCAGCUGACGAGUACGAUCUGAGAGUUGUGCCAUGAUGGUACGGUGGAUCCAGUGUUAUUCGCGAUAAUUGACAUUUAGGAGAUGUAGGCAACCUUCCGUUAAAAUAGUCCGUGUAUUAGUCGACGUGCCAGCUACGAUACGUACUUUUAUCUUCGGUCCGCACACGCAGUCGGUGUCCUCGUGGACGAUCGUCCGCCUGUGCAGACUGCUCGUUUUGAGAUUUCAACGUGAAACGCGUUUUCAAC
Laetiporus sulphureus 93-53 is the source of this 1471-nucleotide messenger RNA. RefSeq lists its product as uncharacterized. The transcript has 13 exons. The coding region runs from base 242 to 1261 and encodes 339 amino acids. Lineage: Eukaryota; Fungi; Basidiomycota; Agaricomycetes; Polyporales; Laetiporaceae. The record is from RefSeq and is a predicted model, not a curated record.